Closterium sp. Naga37s-1 is the source of this 603-nucleotide messenger RNA. NCBI's taxonomy places the organism in Eukaryota, Viridiplantae, Streptophyta, Zygnematophyceae, Desmidiales, Closteriaceae. The record is from the annotation of a GenBank genome assembly.
ACGAUUAAGUACAAUGUCAGAUUUCUAAAAUGUUGGUGCAAUCAUCGCGACCGUCUUCCUUCCACCUCUUGGAACCUUCAUGAAGAAAGAGUGCGGAUAAGAUUUAUGGGACUACUAUCACAUUCUCUUCGCCCCGUCUCUCCUUCUCACAUGCCUUCCGCCACGCGAAUCGCAGCAGGAAACGUCCUGGCAGGCCCAGCAGCAGGAGCUAGGAUCCUCCUAGUCACGGACCUACCCUCUAGACGUGACACACACGUGCCUGGCCACCGAUAUAGUGCCAAGCAGGAGGGGGAGGGGGAGGAGGAGGGGGAGGAGGAGUGGGAGGGGGAGGAGGAGGGGGAACGCGAGCAGGAGAGGGGGGGAGAAAUGGGUGGGGCAAACAUUGUGGCGAUGAGAGGAGAGAAGGGGACAGCUGGAGAAGAAGAUGGGGUUGGGAGCAAGGAUGGGCUGGGUUUGAGCCAAGAGGGUGUGAGAGUGGAGGGAGGAGGAGAGGGUGAGAGAGUGGGGGAAGACCAGAGGGAGUGUGAGAGAGUGAAGGGGGAAGGGAGGGAAGAAGGGGGGGGUGAGAAAGCAAAGACAGAAGGGAGGGGAUCGUGGGAAUGA